AUGGAGCCAGGAAUUCUCGAUCCUCCAUACACACCCGUCGGUUCCCGGGGAGAAUAUAAACCGCAACAUUGGCGACAACUAACUCAUCGGUCCCAACACGCAAUGUCGUCUAUUCUACUAGACACAGGUGCGGCCAUCAGUGUGAUACCAUAUCAAGAACGACCAUACUUUUCUAAGCCCACCCUGCUCAAACUACAAGCUGCGAAUGGUUCCGCGAUAGACACGUACGGAGAAAGGACCCUCACCCUGAACAUCGGCAUGCGACGUGAUUUCACCUGGACAUUCACCGUUGCCAACGUGAAAAUACCCAUCCUCGGCGCGGAUUUCCUGGCGCAUUACGAACUGGCAGUCUAUAUGAACCCGAGGACCCUAUUCGACACGACUACGAACCUCCACGUCUUUGGAACGCCUACACGUCAAAGCUCCACAGGAAUCAGCGUCGCAACAUGCCAUGGUGACCACCAAACUCAGCACCACAUCAGGACUAGAGGUCCUCCCACAUUCUCCCCACCCGCGACGACUCGCUCCACACAAACUCGCGUUCUUCGGCGCACCGACAUGCACCUUACGAUCAGGCGUGCCAACACCACCGACACCGUCGCAAUCGAUCGGACCAAGCCAUUCUUUCUGGAGAAGCAACAGUUCGACGCAAACCCGGCUCCGCGGACCCCUAACGCUACUCCAGCGCACCCGGCACACGCAGCACCGCAAACAUCAGACGACACCCCAGCGACUCCUGUGCAGCAGACCAAAUCCGAUUUAAGCCCAGCAGCAGGCGAGAAACUGGACGACUGGCCAAUAUGGUGGACUCCAAAACCGUACCUCAUGAGCAUCGGAUUAGGCAGCGCUUUCCAAACAUCGAACGACAUGGGGAGUAAUUUUAUAUCUACGGUUUGCUACUCCCUCUAG
Acanthosepion pharaonis is the source of this 909-nucleotide messenger RNA. The record is from the annotation of a GenBank genome assembly. NCBI's taxonomy places the organism in Eukaryota, Metazoa, Mollusca, Cephalopoda, Sepiida, Sepiidae.